UCCUGCAGGACAAUGUGAGACACAGAGAGUUGAUCCAACGCAGUUAGCACGCAGCCAGGAUGGAAGUUGGGAUAAUUUAACGCAUUUUUGGACCUCGAUCGCAACCUGUUGGGAAUCCGCGUGUUUUUAAAACCCCCGAGGAAGCGGCCGCAGCGAUGGGAGCACCGCGCUGAGGAGGGAGCGGGCGGCAGGGCCGAGAAACGGGAGAAAGAUGGGUGUCGUGCUGCGGAGCCUGUUGUUGUGUAGUUUUUGUUUUCUCAUACGAGGCGUGCCGCUGCUGCUGUAUGCGAAUCGGCGAGACCUUCGGCUCGUGGAUGCGGCACACGAAAAGACCAACGCCACGGUAGUGGUGGGGGGGCUGGAGGACGCCGCUGCCGUGGACUACGUCUACUCCAAGGGCCUCAUUUACUGGAGCGAUGUAAGCGAAGAGGCCAUCAAACGCACCGUCUUCAACCAGUCGGGGGCCAGCGUGGUCCAGACGGUGGUCCCGGGUCUGGCCUCCCCGGACGGACUGGCGUGUGAUUGGUUAGGGAGUAAACUUUACUGGACGGACUCGGAAACCAAUCGGAUCGAGGUGGCGGAGCUGGACGGGUCCUUGAGGAAAGUUUUGUUUUGGCAGGAGCUGGACCAGCCGAGGGCCAUCGCUCUGGAUCCAGAACGAGGUCUGGAGAUGUGGGAAGGACACGCUCACACAGACAGACGUCUCACCUCUCCUGUCUUUGUCUCCUCAGGUCAGGACCGUGAGGUGAUAGCCGACGACCUCCCUCACCCCUUCGGCCUCACCCAGUACCAGGACUACAUCUACUGGACCGACUGGAGCCAGCGCAGCAUCGAGCGAGCCAACAAGACCAGCGGGCAGAACCGCACCGUCAUCCAGGGCCACCUGGACUACGUCAUGGACAUCCUGGUGUUUCACUCGUCCAGACAGGGCGGCUGGAACGCCUGCGCCUCCACCAACGGACACUGCUCACACCUGUGCCUCGCCGUCCCCGUCAGCAGCUUCGUCUGCGGCUGCCCCGCCCACUUCUCCCUCAACUACGACAACAAGACGUGCAGCGCUCCGACGUCCUUCCUGCUGUUCAGCCAGAAGACGGCGAUCAACCGAAUGGUGAUCGACGAGCAGCAGAGUCCGGACAUCAUCCUGCCGAUCCACAGCCUGAGGAACGUCCGAGCCAUCGACUACGACCCGCUGGACAAGCAGCUGUACUGGAUCGACUCCAAGCAGAACGUCAUCCGCCGCGCUCAGGAGGACGGGAACCAGAGUAUGACGGUGGUGUCGAGCUCUGUGGGCGGACCCAGCCAGGGUCUGCAGCUGUACGACCUGAGCAUCGACAUCUACAGCCGCUUCAUCUACUGGACCAGCGAGGUCACCAACGUCAUCAACGUCACCCGCACGGACGGCAGCAGGGUCGGAGUGGUGCUGAGAGGAGAACACGACAAACCCAGAGCCAUCGUGGUCAACCCGGAGAGAGGGUACAUGUACUUCACCAACCUGCUGGAGCGCUCGCCCAAGAUCGAGCGGGCGGCGCUGGACGGCACGGAGCGGGAGGUGCUGUUCUUCAGCGGUUUGGGGAAACCCGUCGCUCUGGCCAUCGAUAACGAGGUGGGGAAGCUGUUCUGGGUCGACUCGGAUCUGCGGCGCAUCGAGAGCAGCGACCUCUCCGGAGCCAAUCGGAUCGUGAUCGCGGACUCAAACAUCCUGCAGCCGGUGGGCCUGACGGUGUUCGGGAAUCACCUGUACUGGAUCGACAAGCAGCAGCAGAUGAUCGAACGCAUCGACAAGACGACGAGGGAGGGACGCACCAAGAUCCAGGCUCGCAUCGCCUACCUGAGCGACAUCCACGCCGUCCACGAGCUCGACAUGAGGGAGUACAGUAAACACCCGUGUACCUGGGACAACGGCGGCUGCUCCCACAUCUGCAUCGUGAAGGGAGACGGGACGACUCGCUGCUCGUGUCCCGUCCACCUGGUGCUGCUGCAGGACGAGCUCUCCUGUGGAGAGCCCCCCACCUGCUCCCCGGAGCAGUUCUCCUGCACCUCCGGCGAGGUGGACUGCAUCCCUCAGGCCUGGAGGUGCGACGGUUACCCCGAGUGUGACGACAGCAGCGACGAGGAGGACUGCCCCGUCUGCUCCGAGUCCGAGUUCCAGUGCGACAGCCGGCAGUGCAUCGACCUGAGCCUCCGCUGCAACGGAGAGAUCAACUGUCAGGACCGCUCGGACGAGAACAAGUGUGAAGUACGUUGUCCUCUGGACCAGUUCUCCUGCACCAACGGUCAGUGCAUCGGCAAACACAAGAAGUGCGACCACAACAUGGACUGCACGGACAACUCAGACGAGAUCGGCUGCUAUCCGACCGAGGAGCCUCCUCCUCCGUCCAACAACACCAUCGGCUCCAUCGUGGGCGUCGUCAUGGCGCUGUUCGUGGUUGGCGCCGUGUACUUCGUGUGUCAGCGCGUCCUCUGCCCGCAAAUGAAGGACGACGGCGAGACGGUCACCAACGACUUCGUGGUCCACGGGCCGUCGUCGGUGCCGCUGGGAUACGUCCCGCAUCCGAGCUCGCUGUCCAGCUCGCUGCCAGGUAUGUCCAGAGGGAAGUCUGUGAUUGGCUCCCUCAGCAUCAUGGGCGGGAGCAGCGGACCUCCGUACGACCGCGCACACGUGACCGGAGCUUCGUCCAGCAGCUCGUCCAGCACCAAGGGGACGUAUUUCCCCCCGAUCCUGAAUCCGCCUCCGUCUCCGGCUACAGUCCGCUCUCAGUACACGAUGGAGUUUGGUUAUUCCUCUAACAGUCCCUCAACACACAGAUCCUACAGCUACCGACCCUACACCUACCGCCACUUCGCCCCUCCCACCACCCCCUGCAGCACCGACGUGUGCGACAGCGAUUACACGCCGGGACGCCGGGCGCCGCUCAAGUCCAGCGCCGCUGCCUCCGCCGCCGCCGCCAAGGGCUACACCAGCGACCUCAACUAUGACUCGGAGCCUUUUCCGCCGCCGCCGACGCCCCGCAGCCAGUACCUGUCGGCGGAGGAGAACUGCGAGAGCUGCCCGCCGUCGCCUUACACCGAGCGCAGCUACUCCCACCACCUCUACCCGCCGCCGCCCUCGCCCUGCACGGACUCCUCGUGAGCCCCCAUAAUCCCCCUCUGCGCACAGCUCCGCCCCCCCACCCCUCACUGUAAAUAGCAAUUGUGCAUAUAUGAGGAAAAAAAACGGGAGACUGAUGAAGAGGAGGAGGAGCGACGCGCAGGACGAGAAAAGGAAAAAAAACGGGAGCUGCAGAACAUUUGUACAUUGAAAAAGAGAAAAGCAUAUUUAUAUAUUUUCUAUACAGUGUUUACUGAUGAUGCCAUAGAGGUUUGUAUUAAGAAAUUUGUACAUUUUUUUAAGAAAAGGUUUUAUUAAAAUCAUCACAAAUAUAAGUUGCCUUAAACCAGGAGGAAAAAAGAGGCUGAAGGACAAAAAGCACACAGCGGGACGUUUUAACUUAUCUGAUGCCAAAUAUGAAAAACACCUACAGGAGAAAAAAAAGAAGAAGAAGAAGAGCAGCGGCGCCCCCCGGAGGCUCGGCAGUGUCUGUAGUUACCAUGGAAACUGGAAAAACAAAAAAAGACCCGUGUGAGAACGAAAGUGGUACUGGGUCUUUGAUUUUUGAAUUUACCUCCUCAGUUACGAAACGGUUCGUAAGAUCGUGUCUGAUGUGGAUGUGAGUCAUGUGAUCAAUCAUGUAGCAAUAAGGCACAUAUUUAUUACCCAAUCGAUCGAUCAAUCAAAGGAGGAGCCGCUCUGAGAGAGUCGAACAGGCUGCAAAUUUGAUCAUCUACGGAGGCUCAGAAGUGACAAAACAACUAUAGAAAAUAUCAGGAAAAGACAAUCCACCUCUUUUGUGCACUAAAAAUGAGGAUUUUUUUUUUUUUAAAUUUACCAAUGACUAUUUUUUAUCGAUUAUGCAUGUCAGUUUGUUUGUUACUUUUGCUGCUUUUUAACUUGACAGGACAAAAACCCAAAAGUUUUGCCAUCAAAACAUCCCUCCCAGGUCGCUCUGCUGAUUAAGCGACUGAAUUUUGAAUUUUUGCAAGAAACUAGUUAAUACUACUAAAACACAUUUUCUCUACUAAAGCUCAGACUUUUUUACUUCUUCCUAAAAUCUUCCCAGAUUGACACCAGUAAAUAGGUGUCAAGCUAUUAAAAGCAAAGUUAACAGAAACUGACAUCCCUAAUAGAAAAUAGUUCUUGAUCUUGACCCCUCAGGGCCUCCGUACAGAACACUAAAACAUAUUUUCUUUACUAUAAAUGGUUUUUUUUUCUUAAAAACUAACUGGUUAACAAGUGUUGGACUGUUAAAAACAAAAUUAACAGAAACUGGCAUGCGUACCAGAAACUAGUUCUUGCUCUUGUCCCCUCGGAGCCUCCAUACAAAACACGGAAACACUAGUUUCUCUCUUAAAGUAACUUUUUUUUUAUAUAUACUUUUAAAAAUUGACCAGUAAAUAGUUGUCUAGCUAUUGAAAACAAAAUUAACAGAAACGGACAUCCCUACCAGAAACUAGUUUUUGUUCCUGUCGCCUCAGGGCCUCCGUACAAAAACACUAAAACACAUUUUUAUCCACUAAAUGUUAAAGAAUCAGACGUCACAUGACUCACGUCCUCCAAUCACCGUGAUGUUCAGACGGGAUUUAAACCAAAACGUACGCUUGUGUUUUCACAUGUUCUGUUCUCGUUGAGAUGCUCGACUGCAACUUGUGUGUUUGUGAGUGAAUCGACCCAAAGCUGCACAGCGAACACAUCAACACUUUUUAUUUUAUUUUUAUUUUUCUGUUUUGUGGAGGACGCAGCGUUUCCCACCAUGAACACGAUCUUGUGCCUGACCAGUCCCACGUCUUCAUUUUUUUAUUUUUUAUGUCGUUGUUACUUUGAGGAAAAAAAAAAGAACACAAAGGAAAUCCAGUGCCCACUAAAUGCUAUAUAGUAUUUUUGUACCACAUAUUGUGUAGAUAACGUAUUUAUAAGCUAUAUAGAAAAUCAUUGUAAAUCUAUCCAUUGAACUCUUGCAGUACUUUUCAUUCCGUCUUUUUUUAUAUUGCCUCAUUAUAUUUUUCUACAGAGUUUCACUCCAAACGUUCGGCGACAAUCUCAGAUCAGAAGAACAUAUCCAGGUUUUUAGUGUCUGUUCAUGUUUGAUGGCUGUUUGUGCCAAAAUAAUCUGUUUGUAAACAAAGUGGAGGCAGAUGUCGGGACCAGAGGUGAAAAAACACGAGGCGGCUGUUGCCUUGAGUCAACAAUCAGCUUUUUUUUUUUUUUUUCUUUUUUUGUGAAUCUGUUUGUGUGUUUGUGCUUCUCGUGACGACCAGAAAUAUAUUUUUCAAGAUAACUCGUCGCAUCGUCUGAUAACCGUCGUCACGUUUUGGCUUCCUGUCGUUCAGUUUGUCGUUGAGCUUCUGAGAAAAGCAGCACCAGCAUGAAUCUGACAAUCUUAGUGUUUUUGUUUUUACACGUCACAUCGCGUCAUUUUUAGAUAACAUUCAAAGCACAAACUAACAACUGUCUUCAUGAGACAUUUUAAACGUUGGAGAAAGAAUCUAAGAAAAUCUGAUUUUGUGGCACUGUAAAAUGUAAUUUAAAUCUUGUAUUCCUGAACAAAAUCCACCAAAUAUCUGUGACGAUGUUUAGAGCUGGGUAUUGAUUCUUUGGUACAAAUUUUAAAAAUACAAAACUGCUUUUUCAGAUUCGGUACGAAACCUUUAUUUAUUGUUGUUAACUUUA
This is a messenger RNA of Plectropomus leopardus (leopard coralgrouper), 5764 nucleotides long. The record is from RefSeq and is a predicted model, not a curated record. Lineage: Eukaryota; Metazoa; Chordata; Actinopteri; Perciformes; Serranidae.